This is a messenger RNA of Salmo salar (Atlantic salmon), 7015 nucleotides long. The record is from RefSeq and is a predicted model, not a curated record. Lineage: Eukaryota; Metazoa; Chordata; Actinopteri; Salmoniformes; Salmonidae.
AGCAUCAACGACAAGUGUCAUACAGACAGCGAGUGGCUCAUGUAUUGCAGGGCCAGGACGCUCUUGUAGUCAUGCUGCAGCAAUUAUGGCCCUGUAUUCUUCUUCUUUGGUAUCAUGGCGUUCGCACAUACAGUGGAUAACCAUUGCUAUGCAUGCUAAGAAGCCAACUUUACCGAGGCAUAUCACUCGUUGGCCUGUCCAUCUGUACUGGCACAGAUCUACUACUCACAAGGAUCCUCUCCAGAACUCUCACCCUUGACACAUCCUCUACUUUCUUCUCUGCCUCCGCAUACAACUCCUUUGCACUAUUCUGACUCUGGUCACCUCAACCUGCCUCUAUUGCACCGGACACUUCCGAUCCCCAGCAACAUGAGGAUCCCUAUAGUUGACACAAUUUUAUCCACCAAAACUACAAAAUCCUCUGUCCCAUGCUCUCCUGCACACUUCCCACAUCUUGGAAGCACCCUCCUACACACUUCUGCAACAUGACCAUAAACACUGCAGUGGAUUCGGCACAAAAGUUAACAGGAUAACAGAUAUCCUAACAUGACUGUCUGGUAAAAACUCAAACUCAGUGAUCUCCAUACAAAAACUCCUUGCUUGGUGUGCGAAACAAUGAAAAAUAGCCACCUGCUGGAGGGAGACAAAUUUUCCGCCGAGUUGGGCCGCUCUCUUCCUCUUUAGUUUCUCUAGACACGGCGGCGGUCAGACCAAAGAUAAUUAUGGUUACCCCUUCUGUCUGUGGUCAGACCCUUUUUAUUUGAUAUGCCCAAAGAUGAUUUGGACAUGUGAAAGAGUACCCCCUGUCGGCACAAAUAACAUAAUGUAGGAAAUGACAAUUUCAAAAUAAUGUUUAGGUAUGUUAUUUCUGCAAAUUCACAGUGAAUAGCGUGUAUGGACAACAAUCCACUAUCUAAUGUAUGUAUCCUAUUUUAAUAAAAUCUAAGAAUGUCAUUCAGUUUACACUUCUACCGGAAGUUGUCUACUCUGACGUUGGUUGACGGAAGGCGUUGCUGACGCGAACGAGUGGAAAGGGGAAAAUGGCGGACCUCGAAGACGUUAAACUGGACGGUAGGCCGCUACAAUCUCUUCGCGUGGCGGAUUUGAAAGCUGCUUUAGAGGAGCGCGGACUUCCUAAAAGCGGACAGAAAAAUACUCUCGUUAAGAGACUCAAAGGGGCUCUCAUGCUGGAGAACCUCCAGAGAACCUCACACCAUCACAUAGGACUGCAGCCAAACUCCCAGAUUGGUGAAGAGAUGAGCCAGAACAGCUUCAUAAAGCAGUAUUUGGCGAAACAGCAGGAGCUCUUGAGGCAGCGUCUGGAGAGGGAGGCCCGGGAAGCACUUGAAGAUGAUGAUACAGACAAAGAGGACCACACACAGGACAAUAACCGCUCUGCCUGUGCUGCCCCAGACCAGGAUGUCGCACCCGUGUUGGUUGACCAGCACAAGCUUUUUGGCCUCUCCGAGGGAAAUGGACUAGCAGGCACAGCAAGCGAGGGAGAGCGGCACAUGUCCAGAGACGGCCAUGUGUCUGCUCCACCUGCCCCUACCUCUGCUGCCGUUGCCUCUCUGGCUGUGCAUGUAGCUGUUGGCGAGCAGCGACCGGAGAGAGUCCCAACCUUUAGUCAAGUUCCAGCAGAUAGCGAUGAUGAUGGCGCUGAUGAGGACUGGGAUAGCGGUGCCAGGAGGAGGAAUCUAGGAGAGCCACCAAGAGGCCAGCUAGCAAGAGCGAGGUCUGGAGGAUCCCGCCAACACCCACAGCACAUUCCCCCCCUAUUGUCUCCACAGCUUCGACAGCCUACCCCUCCUCCCUCCCCUCCCCCAGAGUUAUCAUUCCCACUGCCUGAUACCCCUAAACAAAGCCCCCCUAGUCCAGGUGAGCCCCCAGCUAGGCAGCGUACUUCCAGUACCUCCAGCUCUGGCUCCUCUAGCAGUGGCAGUUGUAGAAGCAGCCCAGAUCCACAAAGCAACACAGAGCGCAAGCCUGGCCCACUGACCCUGCUGGCACGCAAAAUGGCAUCAGAGGGGGCUUUCUCUGGAGUUGGGUGGCAUGGACGUGGGGAUGCAGAGAGGCAGGACAACAAUGCUGCAACUGCAAUACUGUCUUCUGGUAGAGGUUCUCAUGAGGGCACUGUGUCUGCCAUCAUCCACACAACCAAUGCUGCAGCCAGUUUGCCCUUCCCCAGACUGGUUCCAGUAACAAACCAGGGAGUUCUUGGAGGCCAUCUCCCACACAGUGAAGUUCCUGUGAGUGUGCUUAGGCCCACUAUUAUGGAAGAGAGAGAUGCUGCAUGGCAGCAAGAAAACAAGGAAAGGGAGCUGCAGGCAGAGACGGAAAGAGAAAAAUCCCUAGAGCAUGAGAGACUUGGUGCCAUGGAGCAGGAAAGACUGGAGAGGCAGAGAAUAUUUGAGCAACAGCGUGCUGUGGAACAAGAGAGGGAAAGAGCUUUGGAGCGAGAGAUGAAGGAGAGGGAGAAGGCUUUGGAGCGAGAGAAAGCUUUGGAGCGAGAAAGGAAGGAGCGGGCUUUGGCACGAGAGAGGGCGCAAGCUCUUGAACGAGAAGAGGAGGAAAGAGAGAAAGCUUUGGCGAAAGACGGGGAAGAGCGAGAAAAAGCUAUGCAAUUAGAAAAGCAGAGAGCCAUGGAACGAGAGCGAGCUUUGGAGCAGGAGAGAGAGAAGGAGAAAGCUUUGGAGAAGGAGAAGGCUUUGGAGAAGACUUGCGAGAGGGAGGAGGAGAAGGCAGCUUUGGAGAGAGAGGGGGAGGAGAAGGUGAGGGCUUUGGAGAGAGAGGGGGAGGAGAAGGUGAGGGCUUUGGAGCAAGAAAGAAUCGAAAUGGAGAAAGCCCUUGAGAAAGAAAGAACCAUGGAGAAAGUAAGAGAGGAGAGGGAGAGAGCUUUGGAACAGGAGAAGGCCUUGCAGAGAGAGAAAGAGGAAAGGGAGAGAGCUUUGGAACAGGAGAAGGCCUUGCAGAGAGAGAAAGAGGAGAGGGAGAGAGCUUUGGAACAGGAGAAGGCCUUGCAGAGAGAGAAAGAGGAAAGGGAGAGAGCUUUGGAACAGGAGAAGGCCUUGCAGAGAGAGAAAGAGGAGAGGGAGAGAGCUUUGGAACAGGAGAAGGCCUUGCAGAGAGAGAGAGAGGAGAGGGAGAGAGCUUUGGAACAGGAGAAGGCCUUGCAGAGAGAGAGAGGGGAGAGGGAGAGAGCUUUGGAACAGGAGAAGGCCUUGCAGAGAGAGAGAGGGGAGAGGGAGAGAGCUUUGGAACAGGAGAAGGCCUUGCAGAGAGAGAAAGAGGAGAGGGAGAGAGCUUUGGAACAGGAGAAGGCCUUGCAGAGAGAGAAAGAGGAGAGGGAGAGAGCUUUGGAACAGGAGAAGGCCUUGCACAGAGAGGAGGAGAGGGAGAGAGCUUUGGAACAGGAGAAGGCCUUGCAGGGGGAGAGAGACAAAGUGGAGAGAGCUUUGGAACAGGAGAAGGCCUUGCAGGGAGAGAGGGAGAAGGAGGAGAGAGCUUUGGAACAGGAGAAGGCCUUGCACAGAGAGAAAGUAGAGAGGGAGAGUCAUCUUCCUCCAUGGAAGCGUAGUCGUGAGUUUGGUCUUACCCCCCUGCCUACUCCUCCCCUCUCCACAGGAGCAGGUAAGAUGGCGGCAACAGAGGGUGGGGAGCCCAAAGUGCCAUCCAUGCCCCAAAAAGCAUUAAGAGACAACCAGCCAGCUGAAUCUGGUACGCCCCUGUCACUAUCUCUAGCAACGUCUCUGUCACCCCAGUCGUCCUUCAAGAAGUUCCGUUUCUUGAGAGACCCCAUAGUUCUAUCCCAAUCUUCUGCAUCCAGGGUCAUCAAGAGGCCCCGUACAUUCUCUGAAAGCCCCCAUCCUCAGUCCUUAGCUCUCCAGUCCCCCAGCAAACCUGGGGAACCAGAGCAGAAAGGUACUCAGCAGGGGGCCCAGCCUUCUGCUGGACAAGCAGCACCAAAGAAGCCUGCAAGACAGGGGGUCCUUGUUUCUGGAGCAGACACGUCGGGGACGACAGGGCCAGAGAGGGAGACCCCAGUGAUGGCCACACUGGGCAAGAGUCCUGAAGAAGAAAAGGGUAAGAGCCUGGUGUCAGAGGAACAUGUCCAAGCACAUAGAGAGGAGACAGACAAACAGGCGGUGGGAGAAACGACCAGAGAAGCAAAUGCCCCCUCAGGUCCAGCGGGAGCUGUGCUACCUCCCUCACCCCAACCAGUGGAAGGCAAGGCAGAAAAAGGAAGGGCGAGAAGUCAAAAGAAAGAAGAAAAGCUGGGAAGACGGUCUUCCUCGUCGAAUGACUCUUCAGAUUCUGACUCUGGGUCGUCGUCCUCAGGUUCGUCUGGUUCAUCAUCAUCCCAGGGCAAAACACACAUCACUCCCAGUGGUAGAAGGCCUGAGAAACCUCAGACAAACACCAUAUCCCAGGAUACGGAAACGGUUAGUCAACCUGAGGAUCCAACUGAGGCCCCAAAAGCUCCACAGCACAAAAAGCGAGUAUCUGGGGAGGAGGAAGAGGACAUAAACAUUGAUGGAGCCAGACACAGGAAGAAACCAUUCCUUGGAAUACAUGCUGGAGAAGACAAUGGGCAGAAGGACAGCGAGGGAGGGGAGGUAAAGACAGACACUACAAGGGAGGUGAAUGAGGCUGCCAUGGCUGAGCCUAAGAAGGCUCCUGAGAGCAGUGAGGAGUGUGAGACACCAAAGGCAUUCACAGCCCGUAGGAUCUCCCUUAGCAGCAGCAAGGCCUCUCCAGGAGCUGUCAGUGCAGAGGGCGAGACAGAGUCUGGGGCUGGGAGGAAGAGGCGAUGGGGAUCCAGCACUGCAGUCACAGCCAAGAAAUCAUCCAUGAGCAUCACAACAGACUCUCUGAAGUCUCUGAUCCCAGACAUCAGACUGUGUCCAGGCCAGAAGAUGGUGGUGGAUCUGCACCCAGAGGAGGAUCACCUCUCUGGGGUGGAGGAGGGGGGCAGGGAGCGGGGUGAGCAGGACCUCAAGAUCAGACGCACAGUCACACAGGUGGUCCCGUCAGUGACCCAGGAGAAUGGACAGAAGGAGUCCAAGAGGAGUGAACAUGAGGAGGAAGACCGAGAGGAUGGAGGGGAGGCUAAAGGAGACAGAGAGGAGAAGAUGGAUGGCUCAUUCCAGAGAGACUCCACGGAGACACAAUGCCACUCUCCCCCCAGCCAUGACAUGGAGAUGAAAACAGUGACCCCCAGUGACACAUUGAUCCGUCGCUCCAUCAGCCAGCAGAAGUCUGGCGUGUCCAUCACCAUAGAUGACCCUGUCCGCACAGCCAAGCAGCCCUCUCCUCCACGAGGCAAAGUGUCCAACAUCGUCCACUUGUCCAACCUGGUUCGUCCGUUCACCCUGGGCCAGCUGAAGGAGCUGCUCGGGAGGACCGGCACCCUGCUCGAGGACGGUUUCUGGAUCGACAAGAUCAAAUCUCACUGCUACGUCACAUACUCCAGUGCAGAGGAGUCAAUUGCCACUCGUGCAGCACUGCAUGGGGUGAAAUGGCCUCAGAGCAACCCCAAGUUCCUCAGUUUGGACUUCAUUCAGCAAGAGGAGCUGGAUUUCCACAGAGGCCUGCCUCCCCCUAAGAGGGCUGGGGAGGGUGAGCGGGGGGCUGCGGCGGUGCCUGGUCAGGGAGCGGCCCUGCCCGAACGGGAGCAGUGGGCGGAGCGAGAGCGUGAGAUGGAGCACAGGGAGAGGACCCGGGCUGAGAGGGAGUGGGACAGGGACAAGGUCCGGGACUUUGGUCCAGGAAAGCCUGGAGAGGAAGCGGUCUCCAGACGAUCCUGCUCCAGAGAGAGGAAACGCAAGGAGAGGAAGAUGGACAAGAAAGAGAAAGCUGCAGACGAACCUCCUGUCAAACUGCUGGAUGAACUGUUUAAUAAAACCAAAGCAGCCCCUUGUAUAUACUGGCUCCCCCUCACAGAAGAGCAGUUUGCACAGAAGGAGACAGCUCGACAAGAGAGGAUGAAGGAGCGAGAGAAGAGGAGGAAGGAGCAGCAAGAGGAGGUGGAGAAGAAAAGGGAGGAAGAGCGCAAAGAAAGGAUGAAAGCCGCGAGUGCCGCAUCUGGAGAAAGAGGUGAGGGGGAGCGGUACAGAGAGCGAGAGAGAGACUGGGGCAGAGAUGGAGAGAGUGACAAACACAGAGAAGACUGCUACCGCAGUGCAGGGGGGGCCAGACGCUCCCGUAGCCGCAGUGACCCCCCACCUCGUGACAGACGACGCUAGAGGGAAUCGGUGUGGCUGGAACUGUCUUAAAAUAACCCCCUCCAUUCCCCAUCACUACAUUUACUUUGUUACAAUAUAAGACCCUACAGUAGACCAACAGAUGUAGUCACUAUCUGUCACUUUUUUUAAAACACUCAUCAACACACAUACAGAUAGGGACCAUGGUUUAGUAGUGUUUUUCCCCAUGCUGCUAUCUGUCUUGCUCUAGUCUGAAAGUUUAGAUUUUAUUUAAUUUUGCCUGACUGUUUUCUUAUUCGUUUAAAUAAAAAUAAAAAAAGAUUAUUGUGAGAUUGACAGUAAGGCAACCACCCCCCCCAUGCGUAAGUGCUUUACGUAGAGUUCUAUGCAUACACACACUGGUUUUUGGCCUUCACCAGUGUUGUGUGUGUGUGUUCCACAACUGGUUUCUGUGGGGUGCUUCAUCAUUGCUGCAUGCUGUCCCAGUCCACUGUCCUCAGCCUUGUGUCCUAGGGAGGACUGAUGUGGUUGUGCAGUGUUCUGUCCCCUCUGUCUUUGUUUAGUUUGAGGGAUGAGACUAUAUUAUCUGCAAGAUAUUAGAAAUUACACGCUCCUCUGAUCUGUUUUUUUUUUCAUCUUCUAAACGCUUCUUUGCUCGUCCAAUAGUUCUCCCUCUACGGUCAACGCAAGCUGGAGAAGGGUGCAUAUUAAAACUCCACACAAAUGGUUUUAAUAGUUUUUUAAAUCAUUAUUAAAGCUUACUUUUUUUUGUUUACUCCUGUGAAUGUACAAAUAAAAUAAGUUUGAAAAAG